Messenger RNA from Magallana angulata, 1290 nucleotides. RefSeq lists its product as uncharacterized. The transcript is spliced from 2 exons. The coding region runs from base 348 to 887 and encodes 179 amino acids. The record is from RefSeq and is a predicted model, not a curated record. Gene Ontology annotation, molecular function: protein binding. Lineage: Eukaryota; Metazoa; Mollusca; Bivalvia; Ostreida; Ostreidae.
AAAUUAAUGCAGGCAACUGUAUCGAUUAUAGAGAUUUUGAAACGACCAAAGAAGUGUACUAGAUAUUUAACGGUUCUGUCUUGAGCAAUGGGAAAUAUAUUUGAAAUGCAGCGUUACGACACAGUCAAUUAAGUUAUUUGUUAAUUUCACGACAUUCCAACGAGCCCCUUCGAUAGAAUGGAGGUAAGGUUUACUGAAGCUUUCAGAUAAUGUAUAGGCAUUGGAUUCUUUGAUGUUUGGGAUCGUAUUUCUGUGAUUACAACCUUCACAAUAAGGUUGGAUUAAGAGCUAAGGCAGUGAUAGGAUACUUUCACAAGAGUCUGUUCAUAGAGCGAGCUGGAGCCCAAAUGACAGAGAAUGACAUUCAAGAAAAAGCCGUUGCUUACUUAGCGUUAUUGAAGAAUGACGAGGACGCUUUAGUGAAGGAAGUGAAAACACUGGUGAAAUCGAACAAAGACCUCGUAAGGAGUGUGUUCAGUGCAGAGAUAGACGGGUGGACUUUGUUCCAUGCCUGCGCUUUACGUGGAUGUAGAAAGUUGUUGAAGUAUGCCAUCAGAUCGGGCGUGGACGUUAAUCUCAGGAUGGGCGAGCCCGAGGGAGUGCCCGGGGGGUGUAGCGCUUUACACAUGGCGGCCCACAGAGGGGACGUCAGUGUAAUCGAGAUUUUGACCAGCUCCAGGGCGGAUUUAGACCUCCGGGACAAAGAGGAGAGGACCCCCGUGUUUUAUGCCCAUCGUGCCAAUAACUCCUUAGCAGUGAAGACCCUCAGAAAACUAGGGGCCGACAUGUCGAGCUGUGAUCACGGUACUUUUAAAGAAAGCCAAGAAAGGUCGCUUCUUAAUUUCCGGUUGUUGCCAUUUCCGGGUUGUUCCGGAUCUAGGAGGUGAUAAAUAUGAACGUUUAGGAAUUCCGUCCAUUAAUCAAAAUUCUCACACGUGUUCAAAAUACGAGACUUCCAGACAAAGAACGUGCAUUCUGGUGAUACAUGCAUACACUAGUAUUUUUUGCUCUUUAGCCAAAGUGCCUUUUGUAACCGGUAACCGGUAUUUUUUAUCUCUGAAAGAUCUUUUUAUGUGUGUUUUAUACCCUCAUUUCAAAGCAAAGCAUAUUUUAAGACAAUCCAAUACGAUUGAAACACUUGUUAACAUCCAUAUGAGAUUGCAAAUGAACAAACCCGCUUUAAAGAAUGAUGACUUGUUUGAAAAAUAUCAUUAUAUUUAUUACAUGUAGAUAAUUUGUAUUUAUAUGGCGAUAUUUUCGCAACAAAUAAACCAAAGAAAUCCCAUGAAA